ACAAUAAUCAAUAAGUAAAAUUUCUUGUACACGAUUAGGAAGCAGUUUUUUUUUCAUGAUGUGUAGCAACUGAUGUUAUCUUAAAUAGAAGUAAAUAAAUCUCAAUGGUUCUCUGGGAUGUUGCAUUAUGUGAUUAGAAUGAUUUUCAUAUGCUGUCUUUGUAAAGUUUUGCCUCUCCAGAGGUUAUCAGUAUAUGGUAUAUGAUGUCACAGCAUUGUCAAGAUUACAGUUGUAUAGAAAGGGACACUGUGUAGUUUGGGCGAGUACAUGGAAGAAAAACCAUAAUCUUCAUCCUCAACACAGUGAGAUACAGAAAUCUCAAAUAAGAUUCCGUUUCUGUGGAGAUCUGGACUGUCCUGACUGGAUUCUUGCUGAGAUAAACACAAUUGCUCGCAUGACAUCUGUGAAAAUGAAGCUCAUAUGUCAACAGGUAGCAAAAUCUCUGCUGGGAGAACACAUGGAUUUUGAGCGGGUUAAGAAGCUCACAGCAGAUGCAAAAUUUGAGUCUGGUGAGGUUAAGGCAAGUGUGGCAGCACUGCUGUUUGUGUUGGCAACCUCUGCUCGUCAUGGUGUAGAUGCAGAGACACUGAGCAGUGAGUUACAGCAGCUGGGGCUGCCGAGGGAACAUGCGAUGGCACUCUGCCGAGUGUAUAGCGAGAACCUUACUGCAAUCUCCAGUCGAUUGCAGGAUCAGAGCCUGAGGUUGAGCCGUCUGCAGGAUGUGCAGUGGCGGUUGGACAUGGUAGUUGUGAACAGAAAUCUAAUGGCAGGGGAACUGCGGCUGGUGCUUCAGGUAAUGGAGCCAGCGUCUGGAGCACAGUGCACCCACAGCUUCAAUGUCACUGCACAACAGUUGCACCUCCUGUUGGCAGACUUGAAGCGGGCGGCCAGUCUGAUGGAGCCAUUAUAAUCAUGUGCACUAUCAUCUGUGUUUAUGUGUGCGUGCACAUAUAUGUUUGGUGGGGUUGGAAUUGAGCAUGUGAAAAGUGAAACUUGAACAUUGUGACAUGCUUUAGGUUCCAAAAGAACUCUGGAAAUAUCUGGAAUGGCUGAGCGACUGUUAGCUUCUCAAGAGACCCUCCUGCAUAGAGUUCACUGCUUGUCUUAUAUGUUGACUGUAAACAUUGGAACUGGGAAAUUCUGACUGACUUACUUGCUAAUGGGAAAAAAAAAGUUUCCCUAGAACUCCCUCAUAAAUGCACAAGAUUAUAUUUGGCUUAUCCUGACAGCUAAAUCAGUAAAGUGAUAGACCAUGUGAAGGACAUUUGGGUGUUUGAUACCCAGAAAGGGAAGGAUUCUUUUUUUUUUUUUUUUUCUGGAAUGUUGAGGGGUUCAAAGCUAGUGGGUACUGCAGGCACUUUACACAGGGUUAAAAUGGCCAGAGCAUGAAGCUGGGAAGUUAUCUUCAUUUGGCUGUGAGGUCUACAGUGCAUGAAGUUUUAACUUUCUAACCACAUAUGAAUCCAUAGAAUGCUAUUUAGACAUGGGCAGCUUUAACUUUAACCUGCAAUUAAAUACAAAUGCACUGUGCUUAUGAGAAACAAAUUUUGUGGAAGUGUUUAAGAAGAAAGCUGCAACAAACGGUGCUAGUUUUAAAUGACAAAAUAUUAUAUAUGUAUGGGGGUCUGGUGUGUCAGUGUGUGACACUGGUUUCUCUUUCAGAAGGUUCUGCAUUGAGUCGCCAGUCAAAAUGUUUGCAGGUUUUUUCUUCAUGGAUUCAAACUGCAAAUUGCCUCAACUGAAAACACUUCUGGAAUGUGAGCGAUACCAGCUCUGGCCCAUGUUCACCUGUAGGACUCCUCUGCUUACCAUGGUUCUUGUGGUUACACUCUCAUCAAGGAUCAUACAGUGGAUGUCUCCAGCUCAGAAAUGGAUUGUAUGCCCUUGUCUGCAUGGGCAGAGGCCACAAACUUUGACUAGACCAUAUGUGGAGACACUAGAAACCAACAAUAUAUGUGUAUAUCUAUUUGUUCACCAGUUGCCAAUUUUGACUUGAUGUACAAAGAUUGGGUCACUGAAUUUUCCAGAUGUGUCUACUUAUAACUCAUAUCAUUCAGUUUCAAUGACUUGUAUUUCAUAAAGUACAGGUCCGUGUAAUAUUGACUUGUAUGUUGUGUACUGAUGAAAAAUAUAUUUACUUUGUUAUGUUUA
Messenger RNA from Cryptotermes secundus, 2151 nucleotides. RefSeq names its product COMM domain-containing protein 4. NCBI's taxonomy places the organism in Eukaryota, Metazoa, Arthropoda, Insecta, Blattodea, Kalotermitidae. The transcript is spliced from 8 exons. Bases 194 to 910 code for a protein of 238 amino acids. The record is from RefSeq and is a predicted model, not a curated record.